This is a messenger RNA of Helianthus annuus (common sunflower), 2104 nucleotides long. RefSeq names its product synaptotagmin-2. The record is from RefSeq and is a predicted model, not a curated record. Lineage: Eukaryota; Viridiplantae; Streptophyta; Magnoliopsida; Asterales; Asteraceae. Bases 278 to 1894 code for a protein of 538 amino acids. Gene Ontology annotation, molecular function: lipid binding. The transcript has 12 exons. Gene Ontology annotation, cellular component: endoplasmic reticulum.
UUGGUAGGGCACGUAGACAAUCGACCGCUCCUUUGAUAAUUAACAGACAGGUGGACACAUUUCUCUCAUUUAUUACAAUCCUACCCUUCUAUAAUAUUCCAAAAAUUUCAGCACCUUUUCUUGUAGCCGGCACAAGAUCUUCGUGACUUGGGUUUUCUUGAAAUAUUAUUCUUGAGAUUUCAAGAUUCUUGAAGAACUCAAAAGGGGCAACUUUCCGAUGUGGGUUUGAUCUGUUUCAAAAUAAUAAGUGAAAAAGUGUAAAUCUUGAAGAGUUUAGAUGGGUGUAAUCAGUACUUUCUUGGGGUUUUCUGGGUUUGGAAUUGGGGUUUCUGCUGGCCUUGUGAUUGGUUAUUAUCUGUUCAUCUACUUCCAACCUACAGAUGUCAAGGAUCCGGUCAUUCGUCCGUUGGUCGAACGGGACUCCGAAACUCUGGAACGAAUGCUUCCCGAGAUACCAUUGUGGGUUAAGAACCCGGAUUUUGAUCGGGUUGAUUGGCUUAACAAGUUCAUCGAGUACAUGUGGCCUUAUCUUGACAAGGCAAUAUGCAAGACGGCAAAGGAGAUUGCAAAGCCCAUUAUUGCUGAACAAAUUCCAAAGUUCAAAAUUGAUUCAGUUGAGUUUGAGCAUCUUACCUUAGGGUCGUUGCCUCCUACUUUUCAAGGGAUGAAGGUCUACGUUACCGAUGAGAAGGAGUUGAUCAUGGAACCAUCCUUAAAAUGGGCUGGCAAUCCUAACGUUGCCGUUGUUGCUAAAUCAUUUGGUUUAAAAGCAACUGUUCAGGUGGUGGAUUUACAAGUCUUUGCUGCACCUCGUAUUACGCUAAAACCACUCGUUCCUAGCUUUCCUUGUUUCGCUAAAAUCUGCGUCUCUCUCAUGGAGAAGCCACAUGUUGAUUUUGGUCUCAAGCUGUUUGGGGCCGACCUUAUGUCGAUUCCUGGAUUGUAUAGGUUUGUCCAGGAACAAAUCAAAGAUCAAGUUGCCAACAUGUAUCUUUGGCCUAGAACUCUAGAAGUACAAAUAUUGGAUCCAUCCAAGGCCCUGAAGAAACCGGUUGGAAUCCUUCACGUUAAGGUUUUGAGGGCCAUGAAGUUGAAAAAGAAAGAUCUUUUAGGUGCUUCUGAUCCUUAUGUGAAAAUAAAGCUCACCGAAAGUAAGCUUCCGUCGAAGAAGACAACUGUGAAGCAUAAGAAUUUGAAUCCCGAAUGGAAUGAGGAGUUUAAUAUGGUUGUUAAAGAUCCCGAGUCACAAGCCGUAGAGUUACAAGUUUAUGAUUGGGAACAGGUCGGUAAACACGACAAGAUGGGAAUGAAUGUUGUUCCGCUAAAGGAACUUACACCUGAUGAGCCCAAAACUAUGACGCUCGAGCUAUUGAAAAACAUGGAUCCGAAUGAUGUUCAAAACGAGAAAUCAAGAGGCCAAAUUGUGGUCGAAUUGUUGUAUAAGCCUUUUAAGGAUGAAGAUAUGCCGACUUUCGAAGAUGCUGGUGCUGUUCAAAAGGCGUCUGAAGGAACACCGCCAGGUGGUGGUGAACUAGUGGUUAGAGUUCAUGAGGCUCAAGAUGUUGAAGGAAAACACCACACGAAUCCUUAUGUUAGGGUUCUUUUGAAGGGUGAGGAGAGAAAAACGAAGCAUAUAAAGAAGAACAGAGAUCCAAGAUGGGAUGAGGAGUUCAAGUUCAAACUGGAGGAGCCUCCUACGAAUGAUAGGUUGCAUGUGGAAGUGGCUAGCGCCUCAUCCAGGAUCGGGUUACUGCAUCCUAAGGAAUCAUUGGGGUAUGUGGACAUCCCUCUGGGGGAUGUUGUGCACAACAGAAGGAUCAAUGAGAAGUACCAUCUUAUUGACUCAAGGAAUGGGAAGAUCCAGAUUGAGCUGCAAUGGAGGACUGUGUCUUAAUGCCAUCUUUUUCGGUGACCGAGUGAGUUGAGACAUAUAUAGAGGCAUGAUUCAGUUCCAUCCCUUGCAUCAAAACAUUACUAUUUCUUGUUUGUUGUACAAAACAUGUGUACAUUAAAUAUUAAAAUGGUUUUCUUGGAUUGGUGGUUUUGUUCACCUUUUGUUGACUGAUUUCUUAUUGGAUGGGUGGUUGUGGAUUUGGAUGCUAAA